This is a messenger RNA of Pseudo-nitzschia multistriata, 1823 nucleotides long. The record is from the annotation of a GenBank genome assembly. NCBI's taxonomy places the organism in Eukaryota, Bacillariophyta, Bacillariophyceae, Bacillariales, Bacillariaceae.
CGUUGUAUUUCAUCGAAGAGAACAUUUUCAACCACACGAACACAGAUGCCACACCGUACGGUACCAUCAUGAAUUUGCCGUAACUUUCAAAUACACUCCACGACAACACAACUGAUCCAGCACCUAAUUUCUAUCUCAUGCGUUUCGCUAUUGCUGUUUCCGCCCUCGUAGCCCUUGGCUCUGCCAGGAACGAAGAGAAUAGUAGUGGCAGAUCGCUGAAAACCAGCCAUCAACCCCCUCGUGAUUCCAUCAACCAUGGAUUGUCUGAUAUCAAGAGCCUUGGCAAGGAAAGCAAUACUAGGCUUCUGUCGCAAAACCAAUCCACUGACCACGGAUCUGCCAGAACUCGUUUGGAAAAGGAUCUAGAAUUCUUUCCAGACCUUGGUAUCAUAAAYCAACAUGGUACUUCCUCUCAUUCUAUUUCUGUUGAAACAUAUCGAGUCAAUGACUGUAAGCAGAAAGAACAUUUAGGAGAUUCAAGCAUGCAAAACGAAAACGAAUCCUUUGAUGACACAAUUGUUGAUCCAAUUGUUGAUCCAAUCGUUGAUCCAAUCGUUGAUCCAAUCGUUGAUCCAAUCGUUGAUCCAAUCGUUGAUCCAAUCGUUGAUCCAAUCGUUGAUCCAAUGCAUUCGCGGGCACGCCAAAAGGAGCAUCACAUAGUUCAGUCGAAAACGGACUGCGCUGCCGCUUGUCCCAACGAACGACCAGUUAUAAACGUUUCAGGAGAAGAAUUCAGGACUCUCGUUGAUGAAUGCCUGAAAGAAACAUGCAAAUACGACCUUCCAAUCAACUGCUGGAACGUAUCGAGUGUCACGGACAUGACGUCUGCAUUUCGGGAUCAAGAAGAAUUCAACGAGCCGCUGGAAUGCUGGGAUACAUCCAGCGUGACAUCCAUGGAAGCAAUGUUUUUCGAAACAUACAGCUUCAACCAGCCGAUUGGUGAAUGGGAUGUAGGAAACGUGGAGAACAUGAAAGAUACGUUUUACUAUUCGAAUUUCAACCAGCACAUUGGUGAUUGGAAUGUGGCAAACGUAAGAAACAUGCAAGGCAUGUUUGGCGAAUCAUAUCGGUUCAACCAGCCCAUUGGCGGUUGGAACGUAACAAAUGUGAGAGACAUGAAGUCGAUGUUCUUUUUUACCUAUUUCAACCAGCCCAUUGGGAAUUGGGAUGUGUCGAAAGUGACAGAUAUGAGUUAUAUGUUUCAGGCUACAUCUUCCUUCAACCAAAACAUCGGCAAUUGGAAUGUUGCGAAAGAGGUAAACAUGAAGAACAUGUUUUACGAUGCAARAGCAUUCAAUCAAUGUCUGGAAAUGUGGGGUAAGAAACUUUCACGGAAGAGCAACAAAAAAAAAUUCAAAUCWAUGUUUGGAGGCAGUGGAUGCCCGAAUCGAUCGAAUCCGACCCCACCAAAAGGGCCCUGGUGCCAAACCAACAAGGAAUCCUGCAGCCUGCCCGACUCCUCUCCGUGUGAAAACCGGAAUUCCUUUUCGUUCAGGGGGGGARGCAUUACCUGCAGCCAAUUAGAUAACUUUAGCAAAGACAAGAAGAAACGGUGGUGCCAAAASAGCGUAKUGAAAUUCGGCUGCCCUGGGGUUUGCAACCGUCGAUGCACUUGCAAGGACAAGAUAGGAUUCAGGAUCAAGACGCGCAGGUUCCUAUGCAAUAAUUUGGGGAAAAACAAACGGCAGCCMACCUGCGACACCAAGGUGGGCAAGAACACUUUGGUAGAAGAUCUCUGUCCCGAAAAGUGCGGCUCUUGCUGGAAAUAUCUUCUGGUGAUUUGAAAGUAAUUGAAAGUAAUUACAUAAAUUUCAUAUUUUUUG